AGCCAUCUUGUGGAUACGCAAAGAGCGACAACUCGCACCCAAACUCUCCGCUGUCAGUUUAAAGCAGAGACUUUCUGAAAAAAAAAUGGCAGAAACCCAGACACUCAACUUUGGACCAGAAUGGCUCCGUGCUUUGUCUGGUGGAGGGGGGGGUAGCAGCAGCGUUGCUUCCCCACCGCUCUCGCCUGCCUUGCCAAAGUAUAAACUUGCAGACUAUCGCUACGGUAGAGAAGAGAUGCUAGCACUUUAUAUAAAGGAUAACAAGAUUCCUGUAGAUCUUCAUGACAAGGAAUUUCUGCCAAUUUUACAAGAAGAGCCCUUACCUCCUCUGGCUCUUGUCCCAUUUACAGAGGAGGAACAGAGAAACUUCUCCAUGUCUGUAAACAGUGCAGCAGUGCUGCGUCUUACCGGGCGAGGUGGAGGUGUAGUGGCUGGGGCGCCGCGAGGUCGAAGUACGUCACGUGGCCGCGGUCGAGGAAGGGGAGAAGGAGGCUUUUACCAAAGAAGUUUUGAUGACGUAGAGGGGGGUUUUGGUCGCGGAGGAAGAGAGAUGCAUCGUUCCCAGAGCUGGGAGGAAAGGGGGGACAGAAGAUUUGAAAAACCAAGUCGAAAAGAACCAGAUGGAACUCCAGCACACUUUCAGCUUAACCACUUGCGAGCAAAUUACGAGGACGGCAGUCCAGGCCUGGUGCGAAAGCACGAAUUCACGCGCUACGAGAGUGAGAAUUGGCGCUUGUCGAGGGACGAGCAGAACGGCGAGGACGAGGAGGGUGCCGGCUGGCGCCUGGCAGGCUCCCGGCGGGAUGGCGAGCGAUGGUGUCCGCCGAGUCCAGACGGGCCACGCGUGUCUGGUGGUUGGCGGGAACAACCUGAGCAGCAGCGGCGGCGCUUGCCUAUGGAAUUGCGGGGCGAGGAGGAACGCGCAGGAGUCUACAGAAGGCCGCGCUCGGCCAGCGGCAGCAUGGAAGACGAGAGGGACAGUCUGCCCGAAUGGUGCUUGGAGGACGCAGAGGAAGAGACGGGUACCUUCGACUCAUCCGGGGCCUUCCUUCCACUCAAGAAAGCCCCUACGGAGCCAAUUCUCGAAGAAGCAGAGCUGGAGUUCCGGCCACUGGAGGAGUGUGACGAGCCGUCUGAGAAAGAUGACAGUGAAGGAGAUCAUCCUAAAGAACCCGACAGCAAGCGCCAACCUGCUAGGAGUGAGGAUGGUGCUAAAUCAGAGGAGGCCUCUCCUUCGGCAGCUCCGUUGCCACCACCUCCAGAGCCAACCGUGCCCAUAUCUUUGCCCUCUUGCCAGCCUGAGAGGCCAGAAGAGCCCAAAAGAACAGCUGCACCUGAAAUCAGAGCAAAUGCUGCUACUAUACAUGCUCCACCCAUCUCUUUACCACACAGUACAACUACACUUAGCACACUAACAGAUCUUCCAGCCCCGUCCCUGUCAGUGUUACCCCCGCAGCCAGUAGCACCUCCGCCUCAGCAGCCCAAUCCUGUCGAGGUGCCAGUGCCAACACCCACCGCUCUUCCCUUUGCCAAGACUAUCAUAGCUCCCAUCAGACAGCCCACAACCACUGAUGCAGAUGAGGACGAGGGCCUCAAGCACUUUGAGCAGGAAGCCGAGAAAAUGGUGGCGUAUCUCCACGAUGGAGUCGCGGAGGAUGAGCGACUGGGCAGCAAGAGUGCCAAGCGACCCAAACCCACGAGCCUUCCGCUGUCCCACGAGGCCGCACUCAAAUGGUACUAUAAGGAUCCUCAGGGAGAGAUUCAGGGUCCGUUCAAUAACCACGAGAUGUCGGAGUGGUUCCAGGCCGGGUAUUUCACAAUGACCCUGUUGGUGAAGCGAGGCUGUGAUGAGGGUUUCCAUCCUUUAGGAGAACUUUUUAAGAUGUGGGGCAGAGUGCCUUUCGCUCCUGGCCCAGCACCUCCACCCAUACUGGGAGAUCCUGAUCAAGAUAGAAUAAAGAGACAACAGGAGCUCAAUGCCCUAAACCUUUAUCAGAUUCAGCAACUGCAGUACCAGUACUUGCUGAGGCAGCAGCAACAGUACGCUCAGGCUCUGGCUCAGCAAAAAGCUGCACUUAGUUCAGCUGCACCACCAACACAACAACAGCAGCAACUCAGCCUCAUCCUUCAACAAGCGCUGAAGCUCAGAUCUCAGGAACAGCAGCAGAACCUCUUGCCACCGGUGACACGGUCCAUGUCGGUUCCAGAUUCUGCCUCCAUUUGGGACAUACAGAACCCCUCUACACAGGCAUCAUGUACCCCCAACAUUCAGCCAGCUGCAUCCAGCACAUGGGAUGGAUCCAGUGUAUGGGAUCUGCCCAUAGAUCCUGUGUCUCAGUCUUCUAUUGAGCAGUUACAACUGGAGAAGGCAAAGGCGGCAAAGCUGGAGCUCCGAGCCAAAAGGGAAGAGGAGGAGCGGAAGCGUCUGGAGGAGGUCCUGCGGGCACAGCAGGAGGAGGAACAACGCAAACGUUUGGAAGAAGAGGAGCUGGCACGACGAAAACAGGAGGAGGCACUUAGGCGACAACGUGAGCUGGAAGAUUCUCAGCGGCGACAGAAGGAAGAAGAGGAGCGUGUGGCACGGGAGGAAGAGCUUCGCAGGUUAGAGGAGAACCGGAGAGAAGAGGAGGAGAGGAGGCAAAGGGAAGAAUUACUUCAAAAACAGGAAGAGGAGCGCAGAAAGCAGGAGGAACUGGAGGCUCAGAGAAGGCGUGAGGAGGAGACGGCGGCGGCUCUGGCUCGACAACAGCAGGAGGAGCAGAAGAGGAAGGAGCAGGAACUCCAGAGGCAGCAGGAACUGCAAAGACAGCAGGAGUUACAAAGGCAGCAAGAAGUUCAGAAGCAGCUAGAGUCUCAGAAGCAGCUAGAGUCUCAGAAGCAGCUAGAGGCUCAGAAGCAGCAGGAGCUGCAAAGACAGAGGCAGCAGCAGCAGGAAGCCCUGCGUCGUCUUCAGCAGCAGCAGCAACAGCAGCAGCUGGCUCAGAUGAAGCUUCCAUCUUCCUCCAAGUGGGGUCAGCAGUCUGCUUCGACCUCCUCCCUUUCCCAGACACAGAACACUCUGUCUCUUAGUGAGAUCCAGAAACUGGAGGAGGAGAGGGAACGACAGGUCAGAGAGGAGCAGAGGCGCCAGCAGCAGGAGCUCCAGAGGCAACAGCAGCAGCAACAGCAGCAGCAGCCCCAGACUAAGCUCCCAGGUUGGGGCAGUGUGGUCAAGCAGCCAGCAGCCACCAAAUCCCUCCUGGAGAUUCAGCAAGAGGAAGCACAGCAGAUGAAGCAGAAAAAGGAUCAGCAGCAGACCGUGGUCACGCCGCCAACCCGCACUCAAAACAGAGCUGCUUUGACCUCCUCAGUUUGGGGGCCAGUAAGUAACACUAGCUGUCAGUGGGGCUCUGACAGCAACAGCAUUUGGGGAGACAAUCAGAACUCGAACCUGGGCUUUUGGGACGACGCAGUAAAGGAAACGGUACAACCUCCAACCUCACACCAGAGCAACAAGCAGAAAAACAAGAGCAACAUGAACCUCAGUAACAGUAAUGCUGGAAAAUCCAGUAAGAAGGUAGAAGAAGAGGCCAAACUGUUAAAGCUUUUCCAGGGAGCCAAUAAAUCCCAGGAUGGAUUUAUGCAGUGGUGUGAGCAGAUGCUGCAUACACUCAACACUGCCAACAACCUUGACGUUCCUACGUUCGCGUCGUUCCUGAAGGAGGUAGACUCUCCGUACGAGGUGCACGACUAUGUGCGAGCGUAUCUAGGAGAGACGCCCCAGGCCAAGGACUUUGCCAGACAGUUCCUGGAGCGUCGUGCCAAACAGAACGACAACCAGCUAAAACCUCUGCAGGGCCAGCAGCAGAGUAAUCAACAGGAGUCUGUGUGGGAAGUGAACCAGACCAUUUCUCAACCGGUCCAAGUUUUCCAGUCCAAUCACUCCUCCAAACAGCAGCAGCAUCAACAGCAGCCACUGUUUGAAACGGUCACUUCUGGCAAGAAGAAGAAAAAACAGAAGAUGGUAAGGGCCGACCCCAGUCUCUUAGGUUUUUCAGUCAACGCAUCUUCCGAGCGCUUAAACAUGGGCGAGAUAGAGACCGUAGAAGACUUUUGAGACCUGCUGACAGACUCCCCUGUCCCCUACCGACCCUGUGUUCGUUCACAAAAGCUGCCGUUUUAUACCCUGAUACAGUCCUGUGUUUAGUUUUUUUAUUUUUACCCCCUCUUGUUUUUUUUUGUUUUUGUUUUUUUUACCCAUCGCCAUCUCUUGCACACUCUUCCCCAGAGGAACAUGCCUCGGAGCAUCCUCCCUAGAGGAACAUGCAUCACAGCAUCCUCCCCAGAGGAACAUGCCUCGGAGCAUCCUCCCCAGAGGAACAUGCCUCGGAGCAUCCUCCCUAGAGGAACAUGCAUCACAGCAUCCUCCCCAGAGGAACAUGCAUCACAGCAUCCUCCCUAGAGGAACAUGCAUCACAGCAUCCUCCCCAGAGGAACAUGCAUCACAGCAUCCUCCCCAGAGGAACAUGCCUCGGAGCAUCCUCCCCAGAGGAACAUGCAUCACAGCAUCCUCCCCAGAGGAACAUGCCUCGGAGCAUCCUCCCUAGAGGAACAUGCAUCACAGCAUCCUCCCCAGAGGAACAUGCAUCACAGCAUCCUCCCCAGAGGAACAUGCCUCGGAGCAUCCUCCCCAGAGGAACAUGCAUCACAGCAUCCUCCCCAGAGGAACAUGCCUCGGAGCAUCCUCCCCAGAGGAACAUGCCUCGGAGCAUCCUCCCCAGAGGAACAUGCCUCGGAGCAUCCGUACCCCAGACGAACAUGCCUCGGAGCAUCCGUACCCCAGACGAACAUGCCUCGGAGCAUCCGUACCCCAGACGAACAUGCCUCGGAGCAUCCUCCCCAGACGAACAUGCCUCGGAGCAUCCGUACCCCAGACGAACAUGCCUCGGAGCAUCCGUACCCCAGAGGAACAUGCCUCGGAGCAUCCGUACCCCAGAGGAACAUGCCUCGGAGCAUCCGUACCCCAGAGGAACAUGCCUCGGAGCAUCCGUACCCCAGAGGAACAUGCCUCGGAGCAUCCGUACCCCAGAGGAACAUGCCUCACAGCAUCCGUACCCCAGAGGAACAUGCCUCGGAGCAUCCUCCCCAGAGGAACAUGCAUCACAGCAUCCGUACCCCAGAGGAACAUGCCUCGGAACAUCCGUACCCCAGACGAACAUGCCUCGGAGCAUCCGUACCCCAGAGGAACAUGCAUCACAGCAUCCGUACCCCAGAGGAACAUGCCUCGGAACAUCCGUACCCCAGACGAACAUGCCUCGGAACAUCCGUACCCCAGAGGAACAUGCCAAGUGUGUUUAUAAAUUGAACCUUUUGAGAGGGAAAAGAAAGAACUACCAAUACUAACAGUAGCUGAUCACACCGAAGAUCAGCGAGUUCUGAUGUGUGAUUUUAUUCUUCCAUCUGGAUUCUCUCCACAAAGAACGAUUCAUCUACCUCCCCAACUUGCUAAUUCGUUUUAUAGCCAAUUAGACUGAUGUAUUUACCCAACUUGUCAUUAUUAUUUAUUGAAUUUGUUUUUGUUUAGUUACUUUCCUUCCCCCCCCCCACCUUAUUUACUCUUCUUCAUAGCCAUGUGUUGGCAGAAGAUGACGACGACGUAGGACCUAAGGGCAUAUACUCAUCACCGUCCUGUUUUAAGGACGGGGUUAACAGCUCCAAGUAGUUAUCCAUUUCUUGUAAGAUAUUAGGCUGUUUAAAAAAAUAAACGUACAAUUCUGCAUCUGUAUUAUAAUAUAUGAAAACAAAAACCAAUGGAGUCAUACUUUUUUAUUGCAGUAUGGAAAAAUAAAAGACAGUCUUCUGUGUGGACUGUUCUACAUCA
Messenger RNA from Trichomycterus rosablanca, 5860 nucleotides. It is a transcript of the gene gigyf2, whose product is annotated as GRB10 interacting GYF protein 2. The transcript has 29 exons. Gene Ontology annotation, cellular component: perikaryon; vesicle; membrane. The coding region runs from base 86 to 4096 and encodes 1336 amino acids. Gene Ontology annotation, molecular function: protein binding. NCBI's taxonomy places the organism in Eukaryota, Metazoa, Chordata, Actinopteri, Siluriformes, Trichomycteridae. The record is from RefSeq and is a predicted model, not a curated record. Gene Ontology annotation, biological process: insulin-like growth factor receptor signaling pathway.